UAAACCAGGCGGAGGAGUCCAGAACUCCGUUCGGCCAUUCCCUGUGUACAAAACCUCCGACUUCCAUAACUCAACUCGACUCGAUCGCAAAAAAUGGCUUCAAAAGAUAUAAAGUUAGCAAUAAAUCUCCUCCAAACCUAUGGUGGGAGGGAUAAAGUCAUGAGAGUAAUAGGCUACGGGUCAUUGUUUCUGUCAGGUCUCGUGAAAUCAUCGGCAAAAUCAAAGAAACUGCUGACCAUUUCUACGGAACUCAGUGCCUGCCGCACGAUCCUACGGCUGUUUGAUGAUUUGCCGAUGUUGGGGUACUCGUUAUCAUAUGGAUUGGGAACACAGGAAAAGAGCUUAUGGCUACGAGUGUUAGGCCUUGCCAACAACCUGAUGGAUCAGCUCUUCUUUCCCCUGGAGCACAUAGCCUGGGCGGCCGACAAGAAGCUCAUUAAUGUAUCAUCCUCACCAUGGUGGGUGCUGUGCAUAGCAGCCUGGGGACUGUCAUUGAGUUUCAGCAUCUUGAGGAGUGUAACAAUGAUCAUGGGACUGAGAAGAACACGGAAGAAACUAGAACAGGAGAUCCAAAUGGAGGACCCUACGGGUACAGCCAGCAGGCAAGAAUCCACACAAAUGGAGGGACAGCAAAUAACCCGUCUCAAACAAGCUGAGCGCGCCCACUUCCUGGAGAUCCUUAAACACGCCACGGAUCUCUGCAACGCCAUCCACUGGAUGCCUCCAGGCUUCCUCUGGGGAGGUAAGCUCUCCAACACCACCGUGGGUUUCAUGGGUACCAUCUCCUCCAUCCUGUACCUCCGCUCCGUGGUUCAGCAAACGCAAGCCACGCUUGCUGUGUAACAAAAUUUCAUUGCUUCCUGCGAAGGGAAAUUUAUGCGAACUGUGUUCAAUUUUAUGCAAGAAUGCUGUUGUGAAAUGUAGUGUCAUGGGUUGAAAUUUAAGAGGACAGAAUUUUAUAGCUUUUAACAAAGUUGUUGGGGCUUUGUUUGCCUGUAAUUUUAUGAAAGUUUUUUUUAUUUAAAGAAAUUCAACUCAUGUUUUAACAUAGUUGUAGUCUUGCCAUGAUGACUGCGAUAAGUCUUUAAAGCUAGACUUUAUUUUUUUCUAAUGGAAACUUUAAAAAAAGUCAAAAUCAGAGGUUGUCUUCCAUUUUUAAUAAAGUUGUGGAAGAAAAAUUAAGUUAACCAAUAAUGGUUUGAUCAAGUAGCCUUUAAAUUGCCUUUGAAAUCUGUCUCAGAAACACCAAUAAAUCUGUAAUGAUUAGCAUGUAAAACAUUGAUUUAACAAAUGUUAAUUUUAUUUUUUUCUAUUACAGUAUACGCAGGUGACCAUUCAUGAUGCUUAAGUUGUAGUAAUGUUUAAUCACUAAACACAAUUUCAAAACACAGCCACUUUUAUUCAUUCUAUCUAUAUAUAGAUCUCUCUCAUAGAACGCCAUCUUUAUAGAAAAAUUACAACUGCGUGUUUAAUAUCAGGUGCGUGUGCACGUGCGCAGUGUGCAAAAUGUUCACGCACGCGUGAUGCUCAAAUUUCUGUGAAAUACAGCGCAGCCAAUGCACGUCACAAAAUUUGACGCCCAACAUGCCGAUGCACGUGGCAAUCUGUCGGAAGUGACAUCAUUUGAGAGAGACCUAUUAUGUUUGCUCUUACAAGCAUCUCCAGCUUAAGACUGUGCUUAAAUUUGUUCAUUUGACCACCAUUAGAGCACAAAUUCCCAAAAAAAACAUGUAAAUGCCUAUUACACUAAUCAAAGUCACAUAAUUUUGACCUUUUAACUAUGCAUACAAGUACAUACUCUCUAUCAUCUGAAAAUUGUAAAUAAAUGCAUGUAUUUAAAGCAAAUGGUAAAAAAAUGGUGGAUGUAGAAGGGAAGUACAAGUUUGGUCACAAACGUUUUAUGUACAUUUUAAAGCUAAAUAUUCUGUACAAAUAUUAAAAAGAGAAAAAUUGAUAAAAUGUUUAUAUUAUUUGGUUGUAUUUGGAAGCAUGAUAAUGCACCAUUUAAGGGAAGCUGUUGGUAUAAUAUAAAAUUGCAUAUAAUAAACAAUUUGUUGAACACCACAAACAC
Patiria miniata (bat star) is the source of this 2071-nucleotide messenger RNA. RefSeq names its product peroxisomal membrane protein 11C-like (gene pex11g). The transcript is spliced from 4 exons. Lineage: Eukaryota; Metazoa; Echinodermata; Asteroidea; Valvatida; Asterinidae. Bases 94 to 843 code for a protein of 249 amino acids. Gene Ontology annotation, biological process: peroxisome fission. The record is from RefSeq and is a predicted model, not a curated record. Gene Ontology annotation, cellular component: peroxisomal membrane.